AUGUCGUGGCCUAUCGCGGAGGUGAAUCCAGGUGAAAAGGGACCCAGGAGGAAACUCUUUGUGGGUGGCUUGGACUGGAGCACGACGCAAGAAACUCUCCGUAGCUACUUCUCCCAGUAUGGAGAAGUCGUAGACUGUGUAAUAAUGAAAGACAAAACAACAAACCAGUCUCGAGGAUUUGGAUUUGUCAAAUUUAAAGAUCCCAACUGUGUGGGAACAGUACUGGCCAGUAGACCUCAUACGUUAGAUGGCCGAAACAUUGAUCCAAAGCCAUGUACGCCUCGGGGGAUGCAGCCAGAAAGGACACGACCGAAGGAAGGAUGGCAGAAAGGAUCCAGGAGCGAUAACAAUAAAUCAAAUAAAAUUUUUGUCGGUGGGAUUCCUCAUAACUGUGGCGAGACAGAGCUCAGGGAAUACUUCAAGAAAUUCGGAGUGGUCACUGAAGUUGUAAUGAUCUAUGACGCAGAGAAACAGAGGCCCCGAGGUUUUGGAUUUAUUACUUUCGAGGACGAACAAUCAGUGGACCAGGCUGUCAACAUGCAUUUUCACGACAUCAUGGGCAAAAAAGUGGAGGUGAAACGCGCAGAACCUCGUGACAGCAAAAGCCAAACCCCAGGGCCGCCCGGUGCCAGUCAGUGGGGAAGCAGGAUCAUGCCAAGUGCUGCCAAUGGCUGGGCAGGUCAGCCCCCUCCGACCUGGCAGCAAGGAUACGGCCCUCAAGGGAUGUGGGUGCCAGCUGGACAGGCAAUUGGUGGAUACGGACCACCUCCUCCGGGAAGAGGAGCUCCUCCGCCACCACCACCAUUUACCUCAUACAUAGUCUCUACACCUCCCGGAGGAUUCCCUCCUCCGCAAGGAUUCCCACAGGGCUACGGCACCCCGCCACCGUUUAGUUUUGGUUACGGUGCUCCGCCGCCUCCGCCUGACCAGUUUGCCCCGCCUGGAGUACCCCCUCCACCUGCCACUCCAGGGGCAGCACCACUAGCUUUUCCACCACCACCACCACCAUCUCAGGCAACUCAGGACAUGAGCAAACCCCCAACCGCUCAGCCGGAAUUUCCUUACAGUCAGUUUGGUAAGUAA
Molecule: messenger RNA, 1083 nt
Organism: Eurypyga helias (sunbittern)
Lineage: Eukaryota; Metazoa; Chordata; Aves; Eurypygiformes; Eurypygidae
Gene: DAZAP1
Product: DAZ associated protein 1
Exons: 11
Coding region: 1-1083 (360 amino acids)
Cellular component (GO): cytoplasm
Molecular function (GO): RNA binding
Source: RefSeq, a predicted model, not a curated record